This is a messenger RNA of Acyrthosiphon pisum (pea aphid), 4148 nucleotides long. Its product is annotated as segmentation polarity homeobox protein engrailed-like. Gene Ontology annotation, biological process: neuron differentiation; regulation of transcription by RNA polymerase II; multicellular organism development. The record is from RefSeq and is a predicted model, not a curated record. Gene Ontology annotation, cellular component: nucleus. Gene Ontology annotation, molecular function: RNA polymerase II cis-regulatory region sequence-specific DNA binding; DNA-binding transcription factor activity, RNA polymerase II-specific. Lineage: Eukaryota; Metazoa; Arthropoda; Insecta; Hemiptera; Aphididae.
CGGUAGACUCUUUCCGACGACGACGAUUACAACAGAUCGAGCCGCGGAGACGAGUCGCACGCCGCCUCCGUUGCCGCCGUUUUUCGGGUAAUACGCGCGGCCGACCGCGAAACCGCCGCCGCGCACACGCGCUAAACAGACGCUAUUUUCAACAUUUAUAUUAUUAUUAUUAUUAUUAUCGUACGCAUUGCCGACGACGUCAUAUUAUUGUGUAGGUUUGGCCCGUUGAAUUAUACGUAAGCCCGCGAUUGUCGACUUUUAUCGUUUCACGACGGAUCCAGGCCUGCAGGUCAUGGCCCUGGAGACGGAACGUUGCAGCCCGAACAACGCUUCAAGCCCCGGCCCCACGGACAACAACCGGCGGCCCGGGCUGGACGACUGCAGCGAUCAGACCAAAGAAGUGGUGUCAUCGUCGGCGUCGUCGUCUACAACGACUUCGCCGCAGCAGCCGCAGCCGGACGUCACAGUCUCUGCGUUCCGGCCUGUGCGUGACGGUGCGGCUGCGGACGGUGACGACGAUCGGAUGCCACCGAAAGCCGUGGCCGAGGAAUCGUCACUAUUGGCCUGCAGCAAGCCGCUGAGCAUAUGUUCGCCGCUUCAGAACAAGACUGCCGUGGCGGUCGACCCACUCUAUAAUCGUCACUCUUCACCACCACCACUGCAGCAACCCGUGAGGAAGAAAUCAUCAACACACGUUCAGAAGGCUCAGCAAGUGACCACCGACGUGCCACGAUGGGUCCAACUGCAGCAGCAGCAACAACACGUCGCCCACAAUGGCGAUCACGGCCCGUUACAGCCACCGUCCAACGCAGCGGCCGCAGCCGCGGUCGAGUACACGAUGGCCAUGGCUGCGGCCGCCGCCGCUGCUGCCGGUAGUGGCGGUCACGUGCCACAUGGGUUUCCAUUCAACUCUUGGAUGUACCGGUUCAACUUCCUGCCAAUCGUGCCAGCCGCGGCUGAAUAUUUCCGGGAAAUCCAACAUCACAACCUCCAACACCCGACCGACGGUGGAUCGCCCGAAACGACCGACGACCGACCACCAGCCGCGCUCCACUUACAGUCGCAGCACGCCGAAUUCGCGAGGCAACUGCAGCUGAACGGUACGGUUGGCAACCUACACCACCACCAUAAUCCAGUGGUGCCGUCGCCACAAGUGGUGCAGUCAGCAGCGCACCAACCCCUACAACCACCGCCACCGCCGCCGCCGCCGCCCCAACCGUCUUCGCAACAGCCGCCAAUGAUGCCCACCGGUUACGUUUCCCGACCGGCCAGCACUUCUGGUUCAUCGGACGUAUCAUCGUCGUACGGCUGCGGUGGCGGUCCCCUGAUGGCCGCCGGCGCCGGAACCACGAAGAACUGCAGCAGCUACCGUUCGCCGUCACCCCGCUCGCCCAGCCCGUUCCGAUUGGCAUUUUCCGUCGACAACAUACUUCGACCGGAAUUCGGCAGUAAACUCCAUCACCACCUACAGCAGCAGCAGGAACACCAACAUCACCUACAUCACCAUCACCACCAGCCUUUGCCGCAGCACAAUCGUCUCGGCAGGCCGUUGUCCGCGUCUCCACCCCCGCCAACCGCCGCCAAACUGCACUUUAGCACUCUGCUGCAGAACAAGCCACACACGCAGCAGUCCACACUGUCGCUGCAUCGGCCCGCUCCGACCCGUCCCAAAGCAGCGGUUGUCGGUCCCAAACGACCCGCGCCUGCUGUCGCGCCGGACAAGGUAAACAAGCGAAAGCCGGCCCAACAGCCGUUGCCGGCGUGUUCGCCUGUCAUUAGCAACAACAAUAACAACUGCUACGACAGCGAUAACAGCAAGUCGGCAAACGGUAGCCGGAACAACCAGCACCACCACAAGCCAGACGACUCUGGCAACGAACAGGAAUCGGCGGGAUCGGACGCGACCGGAAGCGGCGACCAGCAGUCCAACGACAAGGAGAUGUGGCCGGCCUGGGUGUACUGUACGCGGUACUCGGACAGACCGUCUUCGGGUGAGUGCGAAAACGGGCUUUCACCCCGUUCGCGGAGGAUGAAACGGAAUGACAAGGUUCCGGAAGAGAAGCGACCCAGGACCGCGUUCAGUGGCGAGCAGCUUGUUCUGAUUGAAGAUAAGUUCAACGAGAUCCGGUACCUGACCGAGUCGCAGCGCCAUGAAUUGUCCACGAGCUGGGUUCUGAACGAAGCUCUAGAUAAGAUAUGGUUCAGACGCGGCAAGAUCAAGAAGUUUAGUGGCUCCAAGAACCCGCACUUGCAGCUGAUGGCACAGGGACUGUAUCACAUCACGGUCGCCAUGUCCGACGAAGAGAUGGAUGACCACAUGACGGUUGCGUCCUCGUAAUGUCAGCUGGCUCCAUUCUUGUAGCCACUUUUCUUUUACCAAUCGGGUGUAUAUACGCAUCGAGCGUCUUUCCCGUUGGAAAUUGUUUUUCUCUCUAAAAUCUUAGAAAAACGCGGGUUAACCAGAGUUCCUUCUGACGGUACUGCGCACUCUGUAUACAAUACAAAUAUAACCUUCCUCAGUCCUACCAUAGCUCCGCCAACAGGUGGACUCCGCGAUAAGUGUAUAAUCGUCGGUUUUUAUUCCGUUUCUUCCACUUCCUGUAGUGUCUUUUUCGUUUCAUCUUCCGAUAAUCGUCUCCUAUCCCGUGGUCCACCUCUGCGCAUAUUUUAUAUUAUUUACGUGCGAUAUUAUAUUAUAGGUAUAAUAAAUAUAUAUUUGACGCGUUUUUUUUAUUUUGUUAAAGCUUUGUUUUUCGUUUCUAUGCACAUACAGUGUGCCUAUAGUUGGAUAACGUGUUAAAAUUAUACUAAAAUUUUAAUUGUACGACUCCGGUUCGUACACCGCGUACGAGUGUAUAUAUUAUAUAUUAUUAUAAUAGUAGUACGUGUCAUGUAAAUAAUGCAUAAUAUUAUAGAUUAUAGGUUUAUAUCUUAAAAUAUAGCAGUCUCACCUUAGGUCUUUGAUAAUUAUUAUUAGUGCGAGUUUAUACGAACGACAUAGGUCGAUGAUCUAUCUAUAUUGUUAUUUGUUAUGUACCUACACCAGCUGUAGGGCUGCUGUUAUAUUGUAUUACCGUCGAGUCUACUUACAACAUUUUUUUCUGUACUUUUCGCGUUUCGUUUGCUGGGUUACCUUAGGCUCGCGUUUUUGUAUUAUGUGUGUACGCAAAAAUAUAGAUAUAAAUAUACCAUGGCUGUGGGCGUUUUUCAUCGCUAAAAGCCUAAUAUUCUAUUAUAUUUUUGAAAAUGCAAAAUUACUCAGAAAAACUGUACAACAGAAUAUGUUGUCAGGCGACGGUCGUUGAUUCGAUAAAGUGUGUUAAGGUGUAUUUUGAUCAAUAUCAAUUCUUUUCGACACUUUUUUCGAGAAUAUAAAUAAACUAAAUCAUUAAUUUUGUAAAUACUUAUUGUUAAUAGGUACUUGAUUACACGAUAAUCGUGGAGCCGCGAUGAUUGUUAUCGGUAAUUUCCAUCUAAAAAACAACAUUUAAUUAAUUAUUUUGCAAUCUGAUAUUUUCCAUCCCUUUAAACGAAACAUCGCUCAUGGUCCCGCAAUCGAAUAUUUAUGUAUACAGACAUGGGUAUCAGUUUAUGGGAUUCUAUCACCAUUAUCGUGUCUUAUAAAUUUAUUUAGGUACGAUUAACUAGUGUAGCCAUAAUUAUUGUGGCAUACUAAUGUGGCUUAAUUUACACACAAGCACUCGCCGGGAAAUGGUUUGUUUGGACAAAUAGGAAAAUGUAGGUAUUUACCUACAUUUUCCUAUAGCCCUCAAGAAAGAGCUAUCAUCCUUGUCAGAGUCAGUGCAGAGUGUAUACAAGACGUAUGAUAUAGACGUGUACUUAAUGUAGGCAUAGAAUCAAUAAGCUCGAGACGAUAAUAUUUCAUUGGACUAAUCGUGAUACAAUUUAGGUUGGUAUAGAGGACGACAGACGAAGUAGACGGUGUGAAUUAUGUUUAGUACCUACUACAAGGUAUGUGUUUCACGGUCGUGAUGUUCAUAGGGAUAAUAGGUAUAGAAUGUACGUCUUAAACCAGCGGAUCUAGUAAUAUAGCUCUACAUAGCAUGUAAGACAUGUAUAUUUUAGAAAUAACGUAGACUGAAAUAUUUAGUUUUUUUUUUAAGAAUUUUACGAUUACAUAUUUUUAU